This is a messenger RNA of Prorocentrum cordatum, 552 nucleotides long. The record is from the annotation of a GenBank genome assembly. NCBI's taxonomy places the organism in Eukaryota, Dinophyceae, Prorocentrales, Prorocentraceae.
AUGCUGGGCUCCAUGAUGGUGCUGGUCCUCCGCGCGAUGCGGUGCCUGUACAAGCUGUCCUACGACACGGAGCUGGCCCUCUUCCUCCGCCUGCACGUCAAGCUCACCGCGCUGCUGUCCCCGAUGCCGAUGGUGUCGCUGUCGCUCUACUGCAUGACCUCCGCCACGUUCCUGGAGCCGCCCUUGGCCGUGUUCCCCGUGGCGAUGCCGCGCCUGAAGCGCUUCGCAAUGGUGCUGGACCGCUUCCCCAACAAGUUCUUCUUCACGGAGCUGGGCCUCUUCCUCGGUGUGGCGCUGGCGCUCCUGAACCUGCUCUGCAUGCCACGGCCGCCGGUGCUGUCCGUCCUCGAGACGCUGGUGAUGUUCCCGAUGCUCGUCAGCCCUUCGUGCAUGCCGCUGCCGCUGGUGACGCUCAUAUUCGUGAUGUGCCUGCUCCGCGUGCCGCUGCAGCUGGUGGCGCCCGACUUCGUGCUGCUGGCGAUGCCCUCGCUGCUCUCCGUCCCCUUGUCCGCGAAUGGCAUCGAGCCGCACGGCGCAGGACGCUACUCCUGA